UGCCACCUGUCAGUGUCCAUCAGUGUCAGCUCUCAGUGCUCAUCCAUGCCACCUGCCAGUGCCCAUCAGUGCCACAUCACAGUGCACAUCAAUGCCACAUAUCAGUGCCCAUCUGAGCUGCCUUUCAGUGUCACCCAUUAGUGCCAGUCAGUGCCGCCUAUCAGUGCCAUAUAUGAGUGCUGCCUUUCAGUGUCCAUCAGUGAUGCCUGUCAAUGCCUAUCAGUGCUACCUACCAGUGCCUCCUCAUCAGUGCCCAUCAGUGCCACCUAUCAGUGUCCAUCAGAGCAGCCUCAUU
Messenger RNA from Staurois parvus, 295 nucleotides. Lineage: Eukaryota; Metazoa; Chordata; Amphibia; Anura; Ranidae. The record is from the annotation of a GenBank genome assembly.